Rhopilema esculentum is the source of this 3462-nucleotide messenger RNA. RefSeq names its product protein NSUN7-like. Gene Ontology annotation, molecular function: methyltransferase activity. NCBI's taxonomy places the organism in Eukaryota, Metazoa, Cnidaria, Scyphozoa, Rhizostomeae, Rhizostomatidae. The record is from RefSeq and is a predicted model, not a curated record.
CGAAGGAGACUUGUUUACUCUGACAGUAGCAACGAACCCACAACAGCUUGGAUUAAAGUUGUGGUUAAAUUUGCAAAGGCGCUAAAUCCUUCACCUCUCCGCUUAAAUUCGACGACCAGGGCAGAUUAAAAGGGUAUUAUCUUCAAUGGAAUCAUGCUGAAGCCUGGAAAUAAUUAUUUAUCGCCUAGAUCUCCUGGAAAUAACAACAAGAAGAAUGGGAAUUCUAGGCCCAAAUCAAAGAAAGGAAACAUAACGGCUGCAAAAGGCAGCUCAGGAGUUAAAUCCCAAGCUUCUAAGGAAAAGGAAUCCAAUUUGUUUGAAAUAAUACUGGAUGAUGAAAGAAAAGAAACUGCUGCAAGCUCAAAAAAUAAUGUCGAAGACAAGGUUGCUAUAGAACAGGUUGCUAUGGACGGUGGUAUGAAAGGCGGAACAAAAAGAGUAUUACGAGAUAAAUUUGGUCAUAAAAUGUAUCAGAAUGCUUCAAAUAUCUAUGCAUAUCUAAAAGGCGAGAUAAAUGCUUCCGCAAUCCCAUCGUUUAGCGACGAGUACCAGAAAAGAAGGAGUUAUAGCAUUGCCUUUGCUGCUAAGAGAUAUGAAGAGGUGUUGAAAGAUGUUCUGUUUGACAGCCAUUUUUACUCGAUGUAUUCCAGGCUUGAGGCACAACAUCACAAUAAGGUAAUAGUGAUGCUGAUGGACUACUAUGAUCAUAACUUCAGGUUCAGCGAUUCAAAACGAGUAGUAAUUAGCGAAGACACACAAGAGCCACAAGAACUCAUACGUGAAAUCCAAGAGGCAAUCGUUUCACAUCAAGUGCAUUUAUGUGCAUCGUUCGCACGAUGUCGUAUCCGGGACUGUGCACUCUGUCUUGAGGAUUUGGUCAAUGACGGGAAUAAAGAGGCACUCAAGUAUGCCAAGCAGCAACCUCUCUAUGGCCGUAUAAAUACACUGAAAACUACAACGGAUGACGUCAUGAAUUUGUUGAUAAAUGAAGGCUUCGUCUUAGCGGAAGAUACCGAGCUAGGAGAAUUAACUGGUAAAAUGUUUCGUAAGGACCCUCAUUUUGGCGAUAUGUUAGUAUUUUCAAAGGAAUGUAAGGACGAUGUCUAUUCCCUCAACAUAACCAUGGAUUUAUGGCUGUAUCCUCAGGACAAGGGAAAGUACGUCAUCGUUGAAGUAAUGAAGAGUCUUCUCGUUGAGAUGGCAGUCCAGAAGGACAAGGCAAUGCAUUUGAUUCCUGGUGAGAUGAAGUCAUUCCUUACCGAUGGAGAUGAUGUGCUACUAACAAACCCAGACUCAGGAUCUUUAUCUGCACAUUUGGCAGCAUUCAUUAACCCAGAAAGAAAACUCUACAUCUGCGGAUGUGGGACAGACUCGAAAUCGAGCUUUGAGAGCAAAAUCCUUGCGAGUGGAGUUAAAAAUUUUGAACUGGUUGAAGAAUCGUUUACGGAAGUUUCACAUCACGACGAACGGUUAAAGCGCGUCAGAAUCGUCAUGUGCAAUGUUCCGUGCUCAAAGUCUGCUGUCGUCAACCCGGUAGAUUUCGUGUUGCAAGAGGGGAACGUAGCCGCUAAGUUACUCAGCGGCAAGGUAGACACAGGAAAACAAAAGGCCAUAAUCUCUGAGGAACUCAUGAUUAUAAAGCACGUAAAAUUCACUCAGGCUCAGUCGAUUCUUUAUUUCACCUCAUCGGACAACUCAGCAGAAAAUGAAGACCUUAUAAUGAAAGCACUCAAAGAUCAUCGCGAGGACACAUCGGUGAAAAAUCCUUUCCAGCUAUCACCAUUCUUGCCCGACCUGGUUUCAAAUCUGAGAGUUCACGUGCAACAUUCAGAGGGUGGGAUGCAAGAGAUUUUCAUUGGCAGCGAUGAAAAAUAUCUCAAAUUGAAGCCAUCCUCUCGUAUGAACGGUUGCUUUGUGGCACUACUGAAAAGACAGUAUGCAGAAGCUUCUCCAAAGGAUAUUAUCGACCGAUCUGCGAAGAAAGGACUGACGUCCAAAAACAAGAUAAGCAAGAAAGCCCAGAAGCACGUCAAGUCAGAAGUGAUGAAAUCUGAAGACAUCGACACAGACCAACAAGAGAUCACGAGGAAAGACUCGCAGACUGACAAAAGGCUUUUCCAUAAGUUUUUCUAAGGUGCCUUGACGGUUGGUAUUAACGCUUUGCUGGAAUAUUCAUGAUUGUGUAUUUGAUGCUUAUUUGAUGAUGAUAAUUUGCUGACGUGCUUUUGUGACAGAAUAAGAUAUUGUAGCCAUACUUAAGCAAAAGCAAAAAAAAUGUUGCUGGUGUAUAAAGGGUAUAUUGAGAAAGGUGGCCAAUUUCUUUCCUUUAUGUUAUAGGUAGCCUAGAUUUUAUUCUCUGAUUUAACAAAGGAUGCUAGUUUCCUGGCUACAUUACCUUUCCUUCACAUCAGUACCAAUGAACCAAUGUGAUAUUAUUUUCCCAAGCACACAUUUUUGGCGCAUAAAAGUAGUUUCUUGAAGAGUAGCAAGUAACAUUUCUGCAACAUGUUGUGCUUUAGGAGGAAUUCCAUUGAAAUAUCAACAAACGCUUUAGAAUGUAGAACGUGAUGCAAGCACUAAAGGAUAUUUAACACUGAAUAAGAAAACAUUUCAUGAAAACUUAAGUGGAUAAAAGAUUGGAAGGGAGAAACAAGAAACUUACAGGCAACGAGUCGGUUUAUUAGAACUUGUAUUGUUGGGGUAUUGGAUCUUCCUGUGAUUUUCAUGUGAUCAAUUACGUUUGCUUCCCAUCUUUCCAAAACACAAACAUUUGCUUCAUGUGUUUAUCAACACCAUUGAAGAUGCAAGUCAAUCACAUGCAUUUAUCGACAGGAUCCAAAGAUAUAGGUCAGAAAUGUUUGGCCAGGCGAUAUUUAAUUGCCCCCUGCUCAAUUUAUACCUCAAGUUCCUGAAAUUUCUAGUUGUUUCAUCUUUUUUGGUUGGACGAACUUUUUCUUCCGUUUAAUAUUUAUUUCAUUAAGGUAGAAAUGGAUGUUUCUUCCAAGACAGGGAGUAACCUGAAUAAUUCGUGACGUUGUUUUUUGAAAUAGAAAAUAGCAGUCAAUGAAACUUACAUUUCCUCGGGUUGAACGUCAACCCUGAUUAGUAAGAAAAUAUGCCAGAACCAGUAAAAUAUAUUUAGAGAGAAAGUUUCUUCGUCAAAGCUAACAAGACUAGGAAUUGGGAUUGCUUUCUUAAAGCCCCUGGGCCCGGUUGGAAAAAUAAGGGAAAUAAAUUUCAAAGCACAUACAAGAUUUAAUAUUUUUCACCUCAAAGUAAUUUAUUUAUUGAUGACAGAGAGUUAAUUCUUAAUGAAACUUGAUAAUGUAUUAUUGAAAAUUGUUCUCUAUGCAUGUACAGAUUUAUAAAUUUUAAAUCAAACGUUUCAGAUGAUUUAUAUGAAAGAUUAUAAUAUAUUUGCUAACAUUUGCUCUUUAUAGUUAUUAUUUGAUUUUCAUACAA